Daphnia pulicaria is the source of this 1134-nucleotide messenger RNA. RefSeq names its product protein Star-like. The transcript has 5 exons. Lineage: Eukaryota; Metazoa; Arthropoda; Branchiopoda; Diplostraca; Daphniidae. The record is from RefSeq and is a predicted model, not a curated record. Bases 11 to 1069 code for a protein of 352 amino acids.
AGGACAUGCCAUGAGAGCCGGUCAUUGCUUGUCUUCUCCGUUCCGUUGUAAAUCACUGCAGCAUUUCUCGGUUUGUUUUGUCAUAUUGGUGAUGUCGAUAAGCCUAGUACUAAUUUAUAAAAGAUCAGUCGGACAUGGUUAUGAUGAAUUCAGUCAACGAGAGAAGAGAACCAAUCUUAACGCUAGAAUGCCAGCACGCUUCUUCAACAACAAUCGCAAUAAGUACAACUUGAUGGAUGAAACUAGCGGCUCAGGUGGACUUGGCAAACUCAAGCAAUUUUUCAACAUCUACGACAAGGCGUGCACCUUAGAUUACAUCAACGCAAACAAAUUGGCCCAAGAUCACCCUUGCGUCAUUGAAAUUAUUCGAAAACACUAUUUGAAUGAACCGUCGCCGCCAAAUGCGCCUCUUAAACUGGGCUCGAAAGACUUGAACGAUCGAUCACCAGGACAAACUGGAGUUAUAUUCAGGCUCUUAAAAAAUCAGACGAACGGAUUCUUUGUAGAAUGUGGCGCUCUAGAUGGCGAGUAUCUGUCAAACACGAUCGAUUUGGAGCGUAAAUUCAACUGGAGUGGCGUGCUGAUCGAAGCCAACCCCAAAGUUUUCGAAUCUCUUUUAUCCCGCAACCGCAAGUCGUGGACGUUGCCCAUCUGUUUAAGUUUGGAGCCAUUUCCUACUCAGGUCAAGUUUCAACCGAAACAGAACACGGGUCUCAGUCACAUUGAAGGCGAAGCGAAAACAUUACAGCAACCUGGAGUUCCUGGUGUUGAUCCUGAUUUGGUAACUGUCCAGUGCUUCCCCUUUUACUCGGUUCUGUUGGCCGUUGGACGGACUCAAAUUGAUUUUUUCAGUCUCGAUGUCGAAGGGCAUGAACUGAAAAUCCUAAAGACUAUUCCUUGGCACAAAGUUGACAUUAAGACCCUAACAGUUGAGUGGGACAACCUGUUGGAGGGACAGGAAGCCUUGUCCAGCUUCAUGGAGGAGAGUGGAUUCAUCCGGAUUGGUGCAUUUGAUUUUCAAUAUACUAGAGAUGUCAUAUUUAUUAAAGAUUUACUAAAUAAUACCUAAAGAAGAUUUGUAUGUACAUUUUUCUGUCAUUCUUUUUCCGAUCAAUGCAACUCAAUGAAAAUAAA